AAAAGGUGAUACAUCGUUUUCUAACAUAUCAUUUUGUAUGCCAAAAAUAAUUAAUGAUGAGAAGCUUUAAAUGUAAAAUAAAAAUAAAACAACAACAUCUUAAAAGGGUCUAUAAGAUUCUUAGCAAAAUAUUCGUAAUAUGGAAGAAAAUGAAGAAAAAUAAUCAUAAAAUAAAAAAGUUGCUAUUUUAAAUAAAAUAAAAUUAAAUAAUACGAAUUUUCAUAUUAAAAAGUUCAUUUAAUUAAUCAGAAAUUAAACCUCUUUAAGGAAAAUAGAAUAAUUAUCAAAAUAAGAUUUUUAUCAUUUAAAUGAUUUAGUUGAUUAUAAUUCUAAAUAAUUAUAAUAAUUUACAAAUAAACUUAGUUUUAAUUCAUUUAAAAACUUAUUGGUAUAAUAAAUUUAUUUUUUAGAAAACAAAAUACCUGUUUUUAGUCCUACAGAUCCAAUAGUAAUAACUUGGGAUAUAUUUUAUUGUUUUUUGACAACUUUAUUUUUAUAUUUAUAUUCUCUUUUUUAAUUUUUUUGUGAUUAAAAUGAUACAUUUGAAGUGUUUGUUUCUUAUUAUCCUUUUAUUUUAUCAAUAUUUUUUAUCGAACUUUUAUUUACAUUUAAUAAAGCUUAUUUUUAUAAAGACCAAAUAGUAAAAAGUAGGAAAAAAAUAGCUCAAAAAUAAUUAGAAUCAUAUUUUUUAUUUGAUAUUUUGAGUAUUUUUAUUAUUCUUUUGGAAAUUUUGAAUUUCAAAAAUGCUUAAAGAUUUUUAUUGAUUUAAUUUUUGUUAAAUACAUUAGUCUUUUUAAGAAUUAUUGGUGUUUUUAAAAAAUAUUAUAAAAUAACUUAAAUUAUUACUUUAAGUGAUACUUAAAGCUAUCUUUUGAAACUAUUUAAUUUAAUUUUUAUGAUUUUUUUUGUUGCUCAUUCAGUUUCUAUUGGUUGGUAUUUAUUAGGUAAAUCAUAAAAAGAUAAUAACUUUGAAAUUUAUUGGAUGAAAAAGGUUAAUAUUUUGGAUUUGAAUUGGACUUAAAAAUAUAUUUUUUCGUUAUACUGGUCUUUAACAACUAUGACUACAAUUGGAUAUGGUGAUAUUACUCCUACAAAUUCAUAUGAAAUAAUAUUUACAGUUAUAAGUAUGAUAUUAAUGAGUUGUUUUUUCGCUUAUUCUAUAAAUAAUAUAGGAAUGAUAUUAUAAUAAAUAGAAAAAAAUUCUUAAGAAUUAAUAUAAGAUACACUAAUAAUAUAGAGAUAUUUAGACCGAAAGAAAAUAAAUAAGUAACUAAAAACACGAAUUACGAAUUAUUUAACAUAUUUAAAUGACGAAAAAAGGAAUAGAAAUAAAGAAGAAGAAGAAAAAGUAUUCCAAAAACUGUCAAAUAAGCUUCGAAAAUAAAUAACAGUCGAAAUAAACAAAAACAUAUUGAAAAAACAUUUAAUAUUUAGUUACAAUUUUUCAGAAAAAACAUUAAAAUAAUUACUCUUUUUAAUGGAAGAAGUCUUAAUAUCUCCAAACGAAAUAAUUUUUAAUGAAGAAGAUAUAAACGAUUAAUCAAUUUAUUUUAUAGAAAAUGGAACUGUGGAAAUAUUUAAUCCUGGAAUUCAUAAUAUGAAAAAAAAUAGUGUGUUAAAAUAGUUAAAAUAAAAUUAAUUUUUUGGAGAAUUUUCUUUUUUUUCUGGACUUGCAAGAACUGCUUCUGCACGAAGUGUCAACCUAUCAACUUUAUAUAGAAUAAAAAGAGAAGAUUUUUUGAAUGUAGUUUAAGGAAAUAAAUAAGAUUUUGAAAGAUUUAAAAUGUUAGAAGAACUUUUAAGAUUUUAAAACUAAAGAAAUUUUUUAAAUUAAAGUUGCUAUAGUUGUGCUGAAAAUACACAUUUUUUAAAAAAUUGUCCAAAAACACAUUUAAAUAUAGACUCUUAAUUUAUUACUUUGAGGUAUACAUAUUCAAGAUUUUAAGAUAGGAAUGAUCAAUUUAUAAGAAAAAGCAAAAAAAAAAUAUAUAAAAGCCUCUUCUUUAUCAAAAAAAAUAGAGAAAUAAUUCGGAAAUUAAAAAAAUAUAUAAGUGGAGUAUUUGAAGUAUUUAAAGUAUUUUUUGAAAGUUCUGAUAGUGAAAUUGAAAGUGAAUUAAUUAUUUCAGAAGAAAAUUCUUAGUUAAAUUCUUGCUCUGAACAAGAAUCUGAGUUUAAAAAAAAUAAAUAUAAUAUUCGGAUUAAUAGAGAAAAUUAGAUUGAAAAUAAAAGCUAAUAUUAGAAUGAAUUUUAAAAUGGUAUUAAUAAAGAAAAAGAAAUUAUGUUGAUUCUAUAAAAAUUUAAUGAAGUAAAAAUUUAAAAUAAUAAUGAAGAUUUCUAUUUUUAAUAAUAAUUCGAAAAAGGAAAGAUUUUUACUAAAUUUUUUCCUCAUAAUAAUUUUGAUAAAGUACUUAAUUAAGUUAAAAAAAAUAAAAUUUAAUUAAGAUAUAAUAGAAAUAAAAGAACAAAUUUUUAUUUAUGUUAACAAAUUAAUAACGAUUUGGAAAUUAUUAAUAUUUUUGGAAAUCUUAAUAAUUAAUAAACUUAAAUAAUUAUGCCAUAAUAAGCAUCAUAUGGUGUUUAUCUUAAAAAAAAAUAAAAAAAUCCUAUUUUUAAAAAAUGA
Molecule: messenger RNA, 2620 nt
Organism: Ichthyophthirius multifiliis
Lineage: Eukaryota; Ciliophora; Oligohymenophorea; Hymenostomatida
Exons: 4
Source: RefSeq, a predicted model, not a curated record